This is a messenger RNA of Fraxinus pennsylvanica, 705 nucleotides long. The record is from the annotation of a GenBank genome assembly. Lineage: Eukaryota; Viridiplantae; Streptophyta; Magnoliopsida; Lamiales; Oleaceae.
AUGGUUUCCCCGGAAAAUACGAAUUGGUUGUAUGAUUAUGUGGUCGAGGAUGUGGCCGUUCCUGAAGGGAAUUUCUCCGCUCCAGCUUCUGGAUUUUCAUGGCCUGUGCAACCCUUGAAUGGUUCAUCCAUUGUCAGCGUGGAAAAUGAUUGCUCAUUUGAGGAUUCAGAUGCCCAGAAGGAACCUAGCUCAAAGAAGCGAGCUAGAACUGCAUCUUGUGCUCCAUCGAGUUCCAAAGCAAAAAGGGAGAAACAACGAAGAGACAAGUUGAAUGACAAGUUUAUGGAAUUGAGUGCUCUCUUGGAGCCUGGAAGGCCUCCCAAAACCGACAAGGCUGCUAUUUUGCUUGAUGCUGCUCGUUUGGUGACUCUGCUACGAGGUCAAGCCCAGAAACUGAAGGACUCAAAUACAGAUCUACAGGAAAAGAUUAAAGAGCUGAAGGCUGAGAAGAAUGAGCUCCGCGAUGAGAAGCAAAGGUUGAAGGCUGAGAAGGAAAAGCUAGAGCAACAACUAACGAUAACAAAUGCGCAACCUGGCUUUCUCCCUGCUCCUGCCAUGCCUGCUGCAUUUGCUGCCCAAGGUCAAGCUGCAGCAAACAAAUUUGUACCCGUCAUCAGUUAUCCUGGAGUCGCCAUGUGGCAGUUCAUGCCUCCUGCUGCUGUCGAUACCUCACAGGAUCAUGUGCUUCGCCCACCAGUUGCAUAA